CCUAAAAAUUAAAGCAUUUAACUUUUAGUUGUUGUUCCUUUACAAUGUCAGCAUAUCUCAGACCUCUGCAGACUUUCGACCACGUUUAAUGAAUCUAUUUCAUUAAUAACGAACUUCCUGUGUAGAUGUUUGGCAUGCCUGUGAAAUGUGAGCAAACACAGUCCCAUCUAUUUCUGUCACUGCUGUCCUGCCGGAUACUGCUGCUGGCCUGAAAAGGCUGUCUAAGAACCAAACGGCUCCCUUAAAUUCUCAGUUUCAGGACACUAACAGAUACUUAAGCCUCAGUCCUCGCCUGAGUCCUUGUCAUCAUGGACUUGUAUGAGAUCAGAGGAGGCGGGCUGGGUGUAAUUGCAGAGGAAGCCGAGCUCCAGGAGUUAAGCAGAGAGUCUACUGCUAUGGAGACCUACAAUGUAGGCUCACCUCCAUCUCCCACUGCAGCAGAAGAUGGAAGUGAUGGUGAGGAGGAUGCUUUUAAGGAGGGAGAAACUGAGGGGGAGAUCAUCUUGAUUCGCGAUCAGCUGCAAGAGAAGGUUGCAGAGAUGGAGAGCUUUGCUGGUCAUCUGGAAGAGAUCUUCCUUACAGUGGAGGAGAAUUUUGGCCGCCAAGAGCAGCACUUGGAGCAGCACUACAAUGACGUGCUGCAGACACUGUCUCAGCGACAGGAUGAGAGCGCGGCAAGGUUGGAGGAGGAGAAGAAGAGUAAGCUGGAAGCCCUGUACGGUCAGCUGCUGGCCUGUGGUCAGGCACUCGAUGCCUCCAAGGAGCUCAUCGAGACAGCGCAGGAGGUCUACCGCAGCCAGGACAAGAGGCUUCUUUUGAAGACAGUUAUGCCCACAAUUAAAAGAAUCGAGGAGUUUGCCAAAGACGAGGUUGACCUCACGCUGUCUACAUGUCUUGAAUUCAACACACCGCUCGCUGACCUGUCGGAUGUCAAAACCAUGAUGGACUCGAUCAACGUUGUUCCAGCUCCAUCUGCCCCAGUAAUCAAUCCCCAGAUGCCCAACUCUGCCACUCAGACAUCCCUGCGCGUGUGCUGGAGCUUGUUCUCUGAUGACACAGUGGAGUACUACGAGCUUUACUACAGGCCGGUGCUGGAGGAUACACCAGCAGACAGCACCUUCACACCGCAGGUGAGCAAGGUAACGUUGAAGGAGACGCACUGCACUGUUGCAGAUUUGCUGCCCAAUGCUCAGUACGAGCUCUGGGUGACGGCUACCAAUACCACAGGCAUCAGCCCAGCCAGCGAGAAGGCCUUAUACAUGACGGUGCCAUCACCUCCAGUGAUUAAGCAGAGGGAGUGCAGUAGCUGUCCAGAGGCUGCUCUGAUCCGCUGGGAGUCAGGAAACACCAACCCCGUAGACUCCUACACGGUGGAGCUCAGGGAGAUGGGUGCAGACGGCACAGAGAGUAGCAUUACCGAGUCUAUUGUAGCAGUGCCCACCUGUCAGUGUCUGAUCCAGCUGCAGCCAGGACAACGUUACCUCAUCUCUGUGAGAGCGGUCAACAUCGGAGGGCCCAGUGACAGGAGUGAACCAAUUACUAUCACCACGACAGGUACGUUUUUCUAUCUCCUGGAGGACACUGCCCAUCCUUGCCUGUCCAUCUCUGAAGAUGGCUUCACAAUCUUUUAUGGAGAUGAAGAACUUCCCAUAAGUGCCAUGGCCUUAGAUGACAACACCUUUACCAGAUGUGUAGCUGUCCUUGGGGAUCUGAUUCCAGUGCGAGGAAGGCAUUACUGGGAAGUUGAGGUGGAUGAUGGGACAGAGUUCCGGAUCGGAGUUGCCUAUGAGGACACAGAGAGGAACUCGUAUCUUGGGGCCAACAGUACCUCGUGGUGUAUGAGACACAUCCUGAGUCCAUCCAGGCAUAAAUACGAGUUUCUGCACAACGGCUGGAGUCCUGACUUGAGGGUCACUGUGAACCCCGUACGGAUUGGAGUGGCACUCGACUACGACAGAGGGACUCUGUCUUUCUUUAACGUAAAUCUGGAACAACAUCUGCACACCUUCCACUGUCACUUCCAAAAUUACGUCCACCCCUGCUUUAGCCUGGACAACCCGGGAGCGCUUACUGUACACAACAGCAUAGAAGCUCCUGAAUACACAUUCAUCUGACAUCAGAAGUAUCAAGAAGAAAUAAAAACCCAGGCAACAAGGACAAAACAAUUAUCGACUUUAAUACUUACCAAAGUGCUCGGUGACAUCGAACAAAACCAAUGUUUGUAACGCCAAUCUCCAUUAAAAACUGAACUUUCUCACUAAAGACAA
Molecule: messenger RNA, 2267 nt
Organism: Pundamilia nyererei
Lineage: Eukaryota; Metazoa; Chordata; Actinopteri; Cichliformes; Cichlidae
Gene: fsd2
Product: fibronectin type III and SPRY domain containing 2
Exons: 13
Coding region: 309-2114 (601 amino acids)
Molecular function (GO): protein binding
Source: RefSeq, a predicted model, not a curated record